ACUGGCACAGAACCAACCAUACCAGUAACUCACCAGAAGUGAUUUCAAGAUGGACAUGUUCUUCAUUAGAACGGCAUCCUUUUUGUGUUUUAUGUUGAUUCUUCAGACCGCUUACUUAAAUGCAGAACUCUGCAGCCCGUGUCCCGGAUGUCCCGACUGCCCGAAAUGGACAAAGUGGAUUGACCGGGAUGACAUCAGUGGCACAGGCGACUUCGAAACGUUUGAUCCGCCAUAUUUGAACCGAUCUGCGAUAUGUGAGGACGGAAAGGCGCCUAUCGACAUUGAGUGUGAUAUCCAAACAUCUAGAAAGAUAUGGUGGUUGCAUAGUUACGUCCUGAGACCAGGAUACAACUGUACUUUACAGAAUGGAAUUGGUUGUUUCAACAGAGACCAAGGUUCCGGCUACUGUCCUGAUUAUCGCGUACGGUUUCUGUGCCCAGCUUAAAAGACUGGGCCACAUCACAUCACUUUACUUUUUUUUCAUUGGAGAAGAAAAAAUACU
Molecule: messenger RNA, 502 nt
Organism: Lingula anatina
Lineage: Eukaryota; Metazoa; Brachiopoda; Lingulata; Lingulida; Lingulidae
Source: RefSeq, a predicted model, not a curated record